Messenger RNA from Tuber aestivum (summer truffle), 174 nucleotides. NCBI's taxonomy places the organism in Eukaryota, Fungi, Ascomycota, Pezizomycetes, Pezizales, Tuberaceae. The record is from the annotation of a GenBank genome assembly.
ACUAGCCUCAUAGCCCACGUCCUAGAAUCAAACAUAACCAUCGCCCAAGCCACAGAAGGACUCGCAUACGUUAAGAAAUGGGUCCCAGACAGAGGCGUCGCCUUCCUUGCCCGGAAUUCAGUGCAUCAUGACCGUGUUUUCCUGGCACGCUAUUACCCCUCUGUAGAUCACCUC